CGCGGGUUCGCUGCGGCGCCGCAAUGGCGGGGGUGUUCGACAUCGACCUGGAGACCGAGGAGGGAAGCGACGGGGAAGAGUCCGAGCUGGGCGCCGAGAUGGAGGUGGAGCCCCGGGGGAACGGCCUGGAGCCUGUGGGGCACUACGAGGAGAUAGAAAUCUCAGAGAACAGCGUCAACAACGGCCCGGAGCAAAUCGGGCCCCACUGCUUCGAGCUGCUGCGCGUCCUGGGCAAGGGCGGCUAUGGCAAGGAAGUUUGCCCCCCCCCCGUCCUGCAGGUCUUCCAGGUGCGCAAGGUACAGGGCACCAACACAGGGAAGAUCUUCGCCAUGAAGGUGCUGAAGAAGGCCAAGAUUGCCUGCAGUGCCAAGGACACAGCGCACACGCGGGCUGAGAGAAACAUCCUGGAGGCCAUCAAACACCCCUUCAUCGUUGACCUCAUCUAUGCCUUCCAGACGGGCGGCAAGCUCUACCUCAUCCUGGAGUGCCUCAGUGGUGGGGAGCUCUUCAUGCAGCUGGAGCGUGAGGGCAUCUUCCUGGAAGACACCGCCUGCUUUUAUCUCAGUGAGAUCACACUGGCGCUGGGCCACCUGCACUCUAACGGCAUCAUCUACCGUGAUCUCAAGCCAGAAAACAUCAUGCUCAACAGCCAGGGUCACAUCAAGCUUACAGACUUCGGUCUCUGCAAGGAGUCCAUCCAUGAUGGAGCAGUCACCCACACCUUCUGCGGCACUAUCGAGUACAUGGCCCCGGAGAUUCUGGUGCACAGUGGGCACAACCGCGCAGUGGACUGGUGGAGCCUGGGUGCCCUGAUGUAUGACAUGCUCACCGGAUCGCCCCCAUUCACAGCAGAGAACCGCAAGAAAACCAUUGACAAGAUCCUGAAGGGGAAGUUGGUGUUGCCACCCUACCUGACACCCGAUGCACGUGACCUGCUCAAGAAGUUCCUCAAGCGCAACCCCAGCCAGCGCAUUGGUGGGGGACCGGGAGAUGCAGCCGAUGUGCAGAAGCAUCCCUUCUUCCGGCACAUCAACUGGGAGGAGCUGCUGGCACGCCACCUGGACCCUCCCUUCAAACCCUGUUUGCAGUCGGAGGAGGAUGUCAGCCAGUUCGACGUCCGCUUCACACGCCAGACCCCCGUGGACAGCCCCGAUGAUGCCAUCAUCAGUGAGAGUGCCAACCAGGCCUUCCUGGUACGGGGUGGAUGCACAGGGAGAGGUGUCCCGCUGCCCCCUCGCCCCGCCCUCUGCCAUUCCCCUCCUCCAGGGCUUCACCUAUGUGGCCCCCUCAGUGCUGGAGAGUAUCAAGGAGGGCUUCUCCUUCCAGCCUAAGGUGCGCUCCCCCCGCCGCCUCAACAGCAGCCCCCACACCCCAGUCAGCCCGGUCAAGUUCUCCCCGUUCGAGCCCUUCAGGUCUGCAGAGCCCAUGGAGCUGGGGCUGGGGGGCGGCACCCCGCCCGAGGCCACGGCC
Molecule: messenger RNA, 1470 nt
Organism: Meleagris gallopavo (turkey)
Lineage: Eukaryota; Metazoa; Chordata; Aves; Galliformes; Phasianidae
Source: RefSeq, a predicted model, not a curated record